Messenger RNA from Epinephelus moara (kelp grouper), 1979 nucleotides. RefSeq names its product beta-1,3-galactosyl-O-glycosyl-glycoprotein beta-1,6-N-acetylglucosaminyltransferase-like. The transcript has 6 exons. Bases 562 to 1851 code for a protein of 429 amino acids. The record is from RefSeq and is a predicted model, not a curated record. Gene Ontology annotation, cellular component: membrane. NCBI's taxonomy places the organism in Eukaryota, Metazoa, Chordata, Actinopteri, Perciformes, Serranidae. Gene Ontology annotation, molecular function: beta-1,3-galactosyl-O-glycosyl-glycoprotein beta-1,6-N-acetylglucosaminyltransferase activity.
AUAGGCAAUUGUGCCCCAGGUGUUUACACAUUGACAAACCAGAGCAGCUGCACCCAGCAGGCUUACAGAGAGAGAGAGAGAGACUCGUACGGGACCUGCUGCUUGUAAAGUAAAGCGACUCCUCUGAUUGGAUACCAGGCGUGCGCACUUUACGCGCGGCACUCCAGUGUGGAGGCUACGGGGGAGUGACACAAGGACAACAACAUGUGGACUGACUAAUCUGCCUGGAUCCAUAACAAGAGGAACUUAUCUGCACAUCCAUAAAUAUAAUAUACAGCCAUGCUGAUGUUCAGAAAAUCACAGCAUUAAGGAAUAUCUAGAAAAUCACCUACCAAAGCAUCCAUCGGACAUUGUUCAACUAACUCAUAAGUAAUUUUAGAGACAAAACAGCUCAGUAGUGCAUGUAGCCUAAAAUAACGAUUCAGGUAAUGAUUUUAGACACAUAGACAGCACAUAAUAAAUCACUGACUAUAUGAAAGAGCUAUAAAGACCAAGUGCAGCUGGACUACAUACAGAGUGCACACUGUAAAAGUGUCUUAGUUGAGGUCAUCCUCUCAAACAAUGAAGCGACUGAAACAAAGAUGUCUGCUGCUGCUGAAGCUCACUGCUGUACUGGCAUCACUAUGGAUGAUUUCCCUGCUCAGUCACCCCAAAAUAGGCUGGCACCCGACCUACAUUCUCAGGUACAGCUGGUUGGAGUAUGAAGAUGCUGAUGGCAGUCCAGAGAGCGUGUGCGACUGUUCAGCAAUCCUGCAGGGAGACAUGGAGGCCGUGGAGCAGGCCAAGUUACUGACCAUCACGAAAGACUUCAAGAAGAGUGUUCAGAUCCCCGAUGAGUAUUAUAUCCAUGCAACCAAAGACUGCGGGAAUUUCAAGUCAAGCAGGAAAUACCUGACUUUUCCGUUAAGCCAGGAAGAAGAGGAAUUCCCUUUGGCUUACUCCAUGGUUGUGCAUCAUAAGGUGCAGAACUUUGAGCGACUGCUGCGAGCCAUCUACGCCCCUCAAAAUAUCUACUGCGUCCACAUGGACAAUAAAUCAGAGCCUUCGGUUGUCUCUGCCAUCAGAGGCAUUACUUCCUGCUUCCCCAAUGUCUUCAUGGUCAGCGAGGCUGUGAGUGUAGUCUAUGCUGCCUGGCCACGAGUGCAGGCUGAUCUCAACUGUAUGGCUGACCUCUAUAACGCCUCAACCAGAUGGAAGUACUUCAUCAACCUUUGUGGCCAAGAUUUCCCACUGAAAACCAACUUGGAGAUAGUACGGGCGCUGCGUUCACUGAAGGGCAGUAACAGCUUGGAGUCAGAAAAAAUGCCUCCAGAAAAGAAGUGGAGGGUGUCCAAUGCUCACCAGAUAGUUGAUGGGCAAAUCCAGGCAGCAGGAAGGGUGAAGAUGCCACCCCCCUUCAACCUGCCCAUUGUGUCAGGAAAUGCCUACAUUGUGGUUAACCGAGGCUACAUCCGAAGCGUACUGGAGGACAACCGAAUACAAGCACUGAUCGAGUGGGCCAAAGACACCUACAGUCCUGAUGAGUUCCUCUGGGCGACCAUUCAACGAAUGCCUGGUGUUCCUGGAUCACUGUGGCCCAACCCCAAAUAUGACAUGACAGACGUCAACGCAAUUGCACGGCUGGUGAAGUGGCAGUGGCAUGAGGGUCCACUGGGUUCACUGCAGGCUGUGUAUCCAGAAUGUCACGGCACACAUGUGCGGGCAAUUUGUGUGUAUGGUGCUGGAGACCUGCAGUGGAUGCUUAAUCAGCAUCACCUCUUUGCCAAUAAGUUUGACACAGACAUAGAUCCCAUUGCUAUCUACUGCUUGGAGAAGUAUCUGAGACAGAAGGCACUCGCUGAGUUACAUUAGGUGUGCUGGUUGUUUCUCUGGCAACAAAGAAUGACUCAAAGCCAAAUUUGACUGUCUUACAACUAUGAGAGCUAUUGGAACCAUCUUUUGCUACAGGUAAUUAAAAAACACGAUGUUUAUAUUUAAAA